Messenger RNA from Angiostrongylus costaricensis, 2871 nucleotides. Lineage: Eukaryota; Metazoa; Nematoda; Chromadorea; Rhabditida; Metastrongylidae. The record is from the annotation of a GenBank genome assembly.
AUGCCGAUCUUGGACGCAGAGUGUGUGUUGGUCGGCGAAACUUAUCUAGUAAGAGGAAGACGAGGUCGUUGGAGGAAUGCAACAGUGUUGGAUAAACGUGGAACAGGGAACGGUUCCAUUGAACUUUACAUGCAUUUUGAUGGUGAUGACAGAAGACUGGAUCGUUGGAUAGAUUCGAGCAGAGUCAAGGUUACAAAAGUGAAGUAUAUUGAAGUGGUCCGUUAUGGUGAAUUUGAAAUAGACACGUGGUAUGUCUCUCCUUAUCCGGAUGAAUAUGGUAAGGAAAGAUAUUUAUUUAUUUGUGAUUAUUGUUUCUUAUAUGUGCGUCAGGAACGAGCUUAUAAAAUGCAUUUAAGUUCGUGUACUGUAAGGCAUCCCCCGGGUAAAGAAAUUUAUCAUGACACUAUCGAAAAUAUUGUUGUAUAUGAAGUUGAUGGAAGCAAGGAAAGAGUAAGUGUUUCCUACAUCAUUGUCUUAGAUGUUCUUAUAAGAAAGGAGAAAAAAACCGCUAUGUCGCUUCUCGUUUUUCGUCCUCUGCAUUUUCUUUUCUAUCUGAUCAUGGAAAUUCUUAGAUUGUUUUAUUCAAAAAUUCCAGGUAUUCGUCCUGUUGGCUACUUUUCGAAAGAACGUAAUUCUUCCGAUGGACAUAAUCUAAACUGCAUUCUGGUUUUUCCGCCGUUUCAGCGACAAGGUUAUGGAAGCUUUCUGAUUCAACUAAGUUAUGAACUUUCGCGCCGAGAAGGCGUCAACGGAUCACCUGAGAAGCCUCUAUCCGAUCUUGGUUUGAUGAGCUAUCGUCAUUUCUGGGCCUAUAUGAUUGUGGAUCACCUUAUGAGUCUUAUGGAUAUGUCAUGGAUUCGAAUUACUGAGUUAGCUAACAUGCUUGGUAUGUGGAGAAUACAAAUGUUGAAAUUGCGUAUGCAGGUCGAUGAUGUCAUCGUUACACUUAAGUGGCUUAAACUUUAUGAGCCUUCUUCAAUCGCAGAAACACCGGAAGGUAUCGAGCCAUGGAUUAUCAUGGAAGAAGUAGAAAAUGAAGAGAAAGCAUUACAGAAUGGAGCUCGUAGUGUUCCAGAGCAACAAAAUGUGACAGCUGCUAUUAAUGGGUCUAGCGAUGCUGUGGAUUGUGGAGGUGAAACAGCUGAAGGCUCAUCCACGGAAACCUCUGUAGGAGCUGUCGAUACUGCUCGAACGUCACCCAGAUGUAAUGAAGAACCCGAUUCUAGAAAUCGAACUUUCACAGUGACGGGUUUAAGACAUCCUGGAGGAUGGAGGACUCACUCAGAGAUCAUUAAUAUGCUUGCACGAUGUGAAUCAUUCAAUAUCAAAUUUGAAAGAGCGGCCAAGCAAAGGGGUCCAAAGCCGGGAUGCAUAUCACUUACAUUUGACUCAAUCAGUUCUGCAAGAGAAGCAUUUACACAGGCUCAAAAAAUACGUAUUGAUGGUCAAGCUAUUAAAGUAGAAGCUGGUCCUUGCUUUUUUGCACCCGCAACAUGCCGUUCGCGACCGUUUUUCAAAGUCCCGUCCGAUGAAGAGGUUCGGAAACGAACCAUAUACGCUCUUGACUUGCCUACUUCUGCUGAACAGAGUUUGCUCAACAGCAUAUUUGAAGCUGAUCACAUUGAGAAAAUUACGUUUUUGCCUCUAAGGAGUCAGCACAAGCAAGCAGAGGUGGUUAUGCAUACAGAAGAGCAAGUAGAGGCUGCAAGGUCAGAAGAUGGAUUCGAACUUGAUGACGGUCAACAGCAAAGCGUAUUGAGAAUCCUUACUCCGGCUGAUUAUGCUGCAUUUGUGGAACAGGAGCAAAAGCCAAUACCAUUUGUGCCGCAAAUCAUCCCACCUUCAGCACCUCUCAAGCCGCCUGUAACUUGUGAGGCCCAGCCAACAGUAGCUCCACCUGCUGAUGUCAAAUUAGCACCGGUUCUCGACGAAGAUGAUGUAACGGAUAUGUUUAUAAAGUACGUUUCCGCACAUCGUGUUAAUUGGGCGGAAAUCACUGAUGUUAUGGAACUGUACACAAUUUGUGACGCUGUAUCGUCUCAAAUCGGCGGUUUGCCGGACAGCGUACUACGACCUGCAAUGUUGCACACUCUACAGCGACACCUAACAGAAGCUCAAACUGCUUGGAUGAGGGACCAUCUGCAAUUUCUAAUAAAAGGUUGGAAACAUGAAGUAAGGAGCGAAACGUUCGUUGAUCGGCCGACUUUCGUUCAAAUGAAAGCGGCCGAGUACGUACCAGUGGCACCAAGCAAGAAGCGAUUCAGAGGGAAAAAUUCGGCGCAAUCACGAGCUGGUCGGGUGUUAAUGGGUGUUGGAGCACUGUUGGAGGCGCAACGUAGCAAGCACGUUUUCUAAAUGGUAACUGAGGAAGGUGAGCUUGAAGUUGAAGAAGACGAUGACGGUAAUAUAACACUGGGUGGAGAAGCUCUAAGUUUUGAAACGUGGGCAAAACAAAAUCAAAAAGAGUGGAAAGAGAAAAAAGUGGGCGCAAUAAAGAUGCGAAUAAUGCAGCAGGCACGGGAGGAGCUUAAUGCACUAGACAAAAGUUUGGGAAAGGAGCGUCUAUCGAAGGAGGUGGAAAAUGGGAAGGAGAGGGUGGAAAAAUUGUCUUCAGAAAAACCGUCCAAGCCCCCGAAAGAGCUGGACGAAGGUGAAAUAGAUUCCGAGGAGGAACGAAAAGAGGAGAAAGCGAAGAAGCGGGCACGAAGGAAGGCUUCUAGCUCAUCAGAUUCCUCCAGCACUUCAUCUAGUUCUGAGAGUGAUGACGAUGGAGAUGCUCGAAAAAGGCGGAGAAAUAGGCGCAAAACUGAAAGAAUGAAGGUAUUAAUAUUUAUAAUAUUGGAUAAAUCACGUAUUGAAGACAAUUUUUAA